AUGGGAGAGCAUUCUCAUAGCAGAUACGAAAAGUCUCUGGGUUUAUUAACAACGAAAUUUGUGGGUUUAUUAAAAAAAUCCAGUGGCGGUGUUUUAGAUUUAAAAGUCGCUGCCGAUUUGUUAGCUGUUAGGCAAAAAAGGAGAAUUUACGAUAUUACCAAUGUUUUAGAAGGAAUAGGAUUGAUAGAGAAGAAAAGUAAAAACAGUAUUCAAUGGAAGCCUUACACUUGCAAAUGCUUACCGGACUCAAACUCUCAAGAAUUUAAUCUUCGCAUAUCGGAUCUCAAACGGAAAAUUCACAAACUGAACGAGUACGAGCACGAAUUGGAUUUGCACAGAUUGUGGAUCGAGCAGAGCAUCCAAAACACAACGGAAGACCUAGAAAGUAGAAAACAUUUGUACGUUACAGACGACGAUUUCUCUCGAAACUUCGAUAACGAUGACACGGUCAUUGUUGUUAACACUCCCGUGAAUAAUAGCUCAAUAAGAUUCAAUAACACGACAGAUUCAUUCCAGUUAAAAUUUACUUCGAGUACCACUCCAAUUUACUCGUCUGUAUUAAGAGAUGUACCCGAAGACGAGCGGGAAAGUCAAAGGAAGCGAAAAAGGAAAUUGGACCCCUCGGAAAAUUCGAAUACAAACCAUUUCGAAAACGUGCACAAAGAUAGAAGCGACCCUGAUAUAGCGGCUGCUGAAAUUUUAUUCAAAAAACAUAAAGGUGCUUAUUGCAAUGCGUACAACCAAACGAUAAAUUCAAAUGAUAGUGAUGUAAGUUCGUUUAUACCAUUAAAUCCAAUACACUUAAGACACAACUACAGGUUCGCUCUUAAGGAAACAGAAGGUGCUACUGAUCUUUUCGAUGAAAUCCACUAUUCAAAUACUGUAACUUUAUAA
Messenger RNA from Phyllotreta striolata, 894 nucleotides. The record is from the annotation of a GenBank genome assembly. Lineage: Eukaryota; Metazoa; Arthropoda; Insecta; Coleoptera; Chrysomelidae.